CCUCAAGUUCCGCGAUAGGAAUAAGACAAAGUACUGACAGCCUCCGGCUAAGCAAUGCAUCAGAUCUUGCACAAGACCGGCCCUACCUUCUCAACUCGAACACGACAUAACCAUUCGCCACUUGAUCUGCCGUUGACGAUCGGAUAAGCACUUGGAGUAUCCACCACAUUCGUUUAAUGCAUAUGUGCACAGUGUAUGUGAAGUAGGCCGAUCUCGACCCGGGGCGCAGGUAUAUAAAGUCUCUACCAGUCCUGGACUCGACCAGCAACAAUUUGCCCUUCUUUCAACUUCCGCACUUCUCAUCUGAGACUAUAUUUUGGACGCUAUGGAUACUCGCCCAAAGAUGAUAUAUCUUCCAGACACUAUGAUUGACUGGCCCUGGCCUCGUACCAUCAAUCCUCAUUUCGAAGAUGUGAAAGCUGAAGUCGAUGCUUCGUUCCGUAAUUUCAAGACCCUGAGUCUUGAGUUACAGGAAGGAUUCGAUAAAUGUGAUUCUGCCCGCCUGGCAGCACUGGCUUAUCCUAACGCAUCAAGAAAACACAUUCGAAUCGGCUGUGAUUUGAUGAAUGUACUCCUCCUUUUUGAAUGGUACACCGACAUCGAGAAUGAGGCAGUCACGAAAGAAAUGGUGGAUAUCGUGCUCGAUGCCCUACACAAUCCUCAUAAGAUACGACCAGAAGGCGAAUGCAUCCUCGGCGAAAUCGCGCGAAUGUUUUGGGCCCAUGCAAUCCAAUUUGCAAGCCUGCCUUCUCAACGUCACUUCCUUGAAACCUUCACUGCAUACCUUCACGCAGUGGUUGUUGAGGUUGUUGACCGUGAACAAGCCCGUAGGCGGAGUAUCGAUGACUACCUGAAGCUCCGGCGUAAAACUAUUGGCGUAAAACCUUGUUUCCCAAUAUUUGAGAUGGGGAUGGACCUUCCUGAUGAAGUGUUCUACCAUCCCGUCAUCGUGGAUCUUGCUGACUGCAUCACAGAGUUGAUAAUUAUUGAUAAUGACAUGAUGUCAUACAACAAAGAGCAAGCAGCUGGGAACGGAUUUCAUAAUUUAAUCAGUACUGUCAUGUUGGAACUGGGCCUCGACAGAGGCAGCGCAAUGGCUUGGGCAGCACAUUAUCACGCUGAAGUUCAGAAACGAUUUAUCGACGGUCUUGCGAAGGUUCCUUCAUGGGGGCCUUCCAUCGAUGUCCUAGUCAAGGAGUACCUUGACGGAGUAGGAAACUGGGCUCGAGCAAACCAUUCUUGGAGUUACGAGACUCAAAGGUACUUUGCCACCAAGGGCCCGGAAAUCCAGCAAAGUAGGCUUAUCCCGUUGUUGCCAAAGUUCAACCACACAGCCGCGUGAACACAUCUCUUCCGAUGUACAGCUACUUCCACACAAUGUAUUAGCUUUUCUUGCACCUUGCGCAUCUCGUUGUGAUAUGCACUACAAUAUAU
Molecule: messenger RNA, 1434 nt
Organism: Suillus subalutaceus
Lineage: Eukaryota; Fungi; Basidiomycota; Agaricomycetes; Boletales; Suillaceae
Product: terpenoid synthase
Exons: 6
Coding region: 326-1342 (338 amino acids)
Source: RefSeq, a predicted model, not a curated record